AUGGAGUUUGAAGAAGAUCUGAAAAUCGGAAUGGUGGUGUAUUCAGACGCUGAAGCUUUUCAGGUAUGCAAUGCUUAUGCUUUGAGGAAGGGGUUCAGUCUUCGUAAAGGGCAUAUUCGAAGAGAUAAAUCAAAUAAUGUUACGCAACGAGAUUUUUUGUGUUCCAAGGAAGGGUUUCCACUAUUUAAAGACUUAUGCAAUGACAACAUGGUUGAUAAACUAACUACACGAAAAGGUUGCAAGGCUUUAAUCAGAUUUUCAGUAAAUCAAGGUGUAUGGAAGAUUUCACAUGUUAAUUCAAUUCAUAAUCAUGAGCUUGCCAAGCCUGAAGAAAGACAAUUUCUAAGAUCAGGUAGAAAAAUACACGAUGCUCAUGCUGGGGUCAUUAGUUCUAUGGUGGAUGCAGACGAAAGCACCGAAUCAUUUGUUUGGUUAUUUAAGACAUUCUUAGAGUCGAUGGGCAAUAAACAACCAAAGACUAUUUUCACUGAUGAAGAUCAAGCAAUGGAAAAUGCUAUUGAGCAAGUGUUUACGGGGACACGGCAUCGGUUGUGUACUUGGCACAUCGCACAUAAUGCUACAAAAAAUAUUUCUAGCCUUUAUGCCAAUCCUGAGUUCAGAACACAUUUCAACAAGGUGUUUGGUGGUUGUCAAAGUGUACCAGAAUUUGAAGUUGCAUGGGAUUCCAUGACUAGUAAGUUCAACCUUCAAACUCAUCCAUGGCUUAAUAAGCUAUAUAACCUUCGUAAUAAGUGGUGUCCUGCUUUUAGCUUAGAUACUUUCUCUGCAAAUAUGAAAUCCACUCAAAGAGUUAAGAGUACAAAUAAUGUUUUCCAUCAAAUGUGUACAAAGACAACAAAUAUUAUUGAGUUUGUGCUUCACUAUGAGAAAAAGCUAGAAGACAUGCGUUUGAUAGAGUUACAAGAAGAUUUUCGCUGCAAACAAGGUAUGCCUCGUCUCAAAGUAAUUAGUGGAAUUUUAUGUCAUGCAGCUGAGGUGUACACCAAUAAAAUAUUCAAGUUCUUUGAAAUUGAGUACAUGAGUUGUUUGACAGUAAGGUUAAGAGAAGUUAGUAAUGAAGAAGGUGUUACUAUCUAUGAAGCAACCGAAGAAGGUCAUAAAAGAGUGAACACAAUUGAGUUUAUCUCUCAUACUUCCAUGGUUUCCUACUCAUGUAAAAUGUAUAAAGCUAAGGGCAUAUUGUGUCGUCAUGCUUUAAGGGUGUUUGAUUCGAAAUAUCUUACUAGUAUAGCGACCCAAUAUGUAUUAAAGAGAUGGACCAAAACGGUGAAAGAAGGGAUGCUUUUGAGUAGUGAUUUAGAUGAUUCAUCACCACAAGGAAAUCUGAAGUCUGCUCAAUCAUUACGUCUUAGUCAAUUGAUGCAUAAAGGAAAUAGUCUUUUUAGCUUAGCAUCAAUGAGUGAUUGGGGUGCUCACAUUGUUAGUGAAAAAUUAUCAGAGGCAAUGAAGUUGGUUGAAAAGGACAUAAAAGCAAAGAAAGCCACAGAUAAGGUUAAAAAGAAAAAUAGCCUAUCUACUUCCGGUGUUCAAGAUGAUGAUCAACAUAUAUUGGAUCCUCCAACAGUGAGAGCUAAAGGGGUAACCAAUAAGAGAUUGAAGAGUGCUUUGGAAAAAUCGAAGAAAGUGGCAAAAGUUAGAUAUACCUCAAAAAUGUCACCACCUAAUACUGUAGUUUCUGGUAAUACUCAUUCAAUAUGGUUAAUGGCAGUAGACAUCUUGGAUAACAUAACUUUAGCUCUUCAACUUCAAGAAUUCUUAGAAAAAUGCGCAGAUGCUAGAAACAUAGAGCUCAUGGAUUGA
Messenger RNA from Pyrus x bretschneideri (Chinese white pear), 1821 nucleotides. RefSeq names its product protein FAR1-RELATED SEQUENCE 7-like. Gene Ontology annotation, molecular function: zinc ion binding. Lineage: Eukaryota; Viridiplantae; Streptophyta; Magnoliopsida; Rosales; Rosaceae. The record is from RefSeq and is a predicted model, not a curated record. The transcript has 3 exons. Gene Ontology annotation, biological process: regulation of DNA-templated transcription. Bases 1 to 1821 code for a protein of 606 amino acids.